Molecule: messenger RNA, 1001 nt
Organism: Cheilinus undulatus (humphead wrasse)
Lineage: Eukaryota; Metazoa; Chordata; Actinopteri; Labriformes; Labridae
Product: phospholipase A2 inhibitor and Ly6/PLAUR domain-containing protein-like
Exons: 5
Coding region: 1-633 (210 amino acids)
Source: RefSeq, a predicted model, not a curated record
AUGAUGAAGCUGACUCUGUCUGCUGCUCUCGUCUGGACGAUCCUCAGCUCUGUUGAAGCUCUUCGGUGUCUGCAGACACUGAAUGGAGAAACCAAGACUAAAUCAUGUAGCUCUUCUGCUGAGCUGUGUGCAACAGUUGCCGUUUACAAUGGCAGUCCUCCACAAAAGUCCAUGGAAAGGUCCUGUGUGCCACCAUCACUCUGUGAAGCACAGAAUCAGAUCAUUUCAUCCACUUAUUACGGGAGGACGGUAGCUGCUGCUGUUCGCUGCUGCAACACAGAUGACUGCAACAAUGAAGAUAUCACCUAUCCUGAUGUUACACCAAACGGUUUGCAGUGUAUCAGAUGUGAUACUCCAACAUGCAACGAGAUGGAAAACUGUACAGGCGCACAGGACCACUGUUACAAUAAUACAUUUACCGUUGGAAACGUGCCCCAAACCGUCUUCGGCUGUGGAUCUGCUAACAUGUGUGAAUAUAACUCUGAAUGGGACGGCCAAAGUUGGUAUGGCUUUUUUUAUACUAGUACCCGUGGAACUAAUUGUCUGAAAGCUGUGCCACGUAGUUCAGCUCUGACUGCCAGACUGACUUGGUUUCUGUUCCUUCUUGCUCCAUUUACUCUUUCUGUCAAUUAAAACCAGGAGCAGCAAUACUUCAGUGUGAAUGUUGUAUGUUAAAGGUCGUGUUUAACCCAGUUUUUGUCAUUUUAAACCAUUUUUGUCACUUUAACCCAAUUUUUGCUACAUUCAGCGCAUUUUUGCUACAUCUCACCUCCUGCAUUUUUGCUACAUUUAACCCACUUUUGUCAUGUUUUACCCAUUUCUGUCAUGUUUAACCUUUUUUUUGUCAUGUUUAAUCCAUGUUUGUGUUAUCGUGGGAUGCCAGAUGAAUAUGUUUCAUACAUCCAUCUGGAAAACCUUUCAUAGAUGGUGUUUGGGAAAGGGCAGAGCCUUUGAAAAAAACUUAGAGGGUGCUUGGAUAAACGUUCUGUCACAUCUUUACA